UCUUUGCAAUGUUUUGGAAAAGCGCGCGAAGAGAAUUUGCGAAAUACAAGUGUUUGUGAGUGUGUUUGUUGAAUGUUAUAAAGUAACUGAACUGUCUAAUCCUGCCAAAGCUAUGAAUAAGGAAACAUAUUUCUUUGAUAAGACGAAAGAAGAUCGAUUGCGAGAAUUCCAGAAUAUUUUAUGUUUGACAGAGAAACCAAUUCCUGCCUCGGAAAUUAAAAACGAAUGGGUUUUCUUUCUACAAGAAGUUAUCGAGCCAACGGGCUGGAAUGCCGUAUGGUACGUUUCUCGGGAGGAGUGUGAAGAGCUAGCCAUUCAUUUUCCUACUGUUUUUUUGGUUGCGGUUGAAAAUGUUGACUUCAAAAAUUUAUCUGCACGUGUGGAAAUAAUUGCUGUGAAGGAAGAAGCGGUGAUAGCUAAGAAGCAUAUGGCUGGUUUAAGGCAGCUUUAUCCGACAAUAACUCAAGAUGAGAUGAUUGCAAUGAAUUUAGAACGAACUGUGGAUUAUCUCGAGCAGUUCAGGUUCUUCUUUGAUUAUGUGUGGAUGCCUUGGGAUGAGGACAGUAAUGAGCAAGACUGGCCGUCGUCUCAUCUGGAGUCCCGACUGGACAUGUACUACGACCUGGUGGCGGACGGGCUGCGCUCCACGGCGGUGUACGUGCGGGCGCUGCUGCAGGAAGGCAAGGACGUCCACCGCAGGAUCCGGUCCCUGGAGGAGUCCCUGGGGGAGGACGGGGCGGCGGAGGAGGAGGCGGACCAGGACCACGGCCGGGUGCAGGCCCUGGUGGAGCUGCACCUGAGGCAGGAGCAGACCAAGGGCGAGGUGGAGCGGCUCGAGAGCCCCGUCCUCAGGACUUUCAUUAUCAAGAAGCAGCAAAAGCAGAUACACGCAGGUGAAGUGUUGUGUGUCUGCGAGGUCGCCACAGCUGACGAGAUAGUCGGGCAGAUCGCCGUUGUGAAGUCUCUCAUCAAGCCAUCAACACCCAUCAAGAUGCUACCAUCCCUGCAGGAAGCCCUCAACCAUGUUACUUGUGGUCAGCAGAUAUUCUUGUUCCCAGGGAUUCAUCACAUUAAGUCUGACAAUGUGGAGGCUGCUCUCAUAAAAGGCCUGGGCGGGCGCGGGGCGACCACUCUCGCGUCGCUGAGCAGCAGCAGCUGCCUGCUGCGGGCGUUGUCCCGGGAGGUGUCCCUGGAAGGCCUCACCCUGGACGCGGGCGCGGUGCAGAUGGCGCUGGCCGUGAGCGCCGGCUCUCUCCGGCUGCGCGACUGCCGCGUGGUGGGCGCGGGCCCCGACGGCAGCGGGGAGGGAGUCGUGGUGCUGGAGGGGGGCUGCCUGCGGGCCUCGCUGUGCGAGUUCGUCUCCUUCGGCACGGCCAUCUCCGCCAGAGCCGGCGCCACCGUCUGUCUCGAGGCGUGCUCCAUCAGCGACUGUCACGUGGGCAUCUUGAUGAGUGAAAAUGCAAAUGUGAUGCUAGAGAAAACAUCUGUAGGCGGCUGUAAAGACUGUGGCAUCAAGAUUGAAACAACUAAAUUGAACGAGGGUGCUACAUCUCAAUAUGGGACUCAAAGUCUUCUAGAGAGCUUCAGCACGGUGAAGCUCGAGGAGUGCGUGAUCUCCGAUUGCACCCGGGGAGACGUGCAGCUGUACCAGCAGCCUCCGUGCAUGCUGUACGACUCCUUGGACUCCGGCUGCAGCUUCACCGAGCUAUAGGCAGCGGGCCGCUCCCGCUGCCCUCCCAGUGCGCUCUGCAGCUGAACGGCUGAACAAACAUGUGCCAUCCAGAAGACAUUGAUUGCGCCUUUUGGACUCAUUCCAGUCUCUCUGUGGCUAAGUAUUCAUGUUUUAUGCAAAGUGUAUGAAGCUUAGAAUACUUUAUUGUGGAAUGAUAUUCAAAUCUUAGUGAUAUAGUGGGAAAAAAUAUAUUUAUUUUGUUAUAUUAAAAAAAAAACUAAUUUUAGAAUGGAUCAUUUUUGUCAGUUGCAAUUAUUAUUAUUAACAAUAACAUAUUAAAAAAUUUUUCUUAAAUCAGAGCAUUUUAUAUUAUAUAUUGUAUUUGUGUAAUAAUUUUUAAUAAAAAUAACAUUCUGUUCCUUUGAUGUUGCGAUCGCGGGGUUCGUAGAGGAUAGCCCAAUUAAAGAUUUUAUUACACUACACAGUUUUAUUGAUGGCCACUAUUUACAUUACUAGCAAAUAAUCUAAAAAUGCCAAUUAAUCAAUUGUACUUAAAAAUGUUGCUUCCUCAGUCACUCGUUUUUACACACUGCACACCUCGCUGGGCCGCACCUCUUGUGCAACUCUCGCCGCAGCACCCCUCGUGGGUCUCCGUCGCUGCACUCCUCCGCCGCCGUCGCACUUCCCCUUCACCGAGAUCCCACUCAACACCUCGCUCGGAACUUCACUUGGAUCUCCGCCGCGCCCGCGACACUAACGCCCGGAAACUCCGCCGCGGGAAAACUCACGACUCCACUCUCUCUCUGAACUCUCUACUCUUAAGGCCGCCGUCCUCGUUUUAUAUAUCAGCCGCAAUUUCCAGAACUCACGUGCACGGCCGGGGCCAGUCGCGUCAUUCCGCGCCGACACGAAGGCAGAAAUCUCUCGAAACACAUGUCGGCGGCUCGCGUAACUCCUCAGCUGUCCGGUGUCAGUUACGUGUCAAAGGCAGGGCGCCGUGCGGGGAGUGGGGUGAAGGAGGGGGGAAAGCGACAAUCCUGUUAUCUUGCAGGCGCGCACGGUACAUCUCAUGUUGCGGCAGCCGCAGCCAGCUCUGCACCUGCACGUGUCCCGGCCUUGCUCACGUUCGUAACAAUAUAAUAUUUCUUUCUUCUUUUAGUUUGGUUUAAACAACACCUCUGGUGUUAAUUUCUUGGGCUUUUCAAGCCAAGCUUUAUAACUGGUUGUUUACAUUGGUUUACAACAUAGUGAACUGUUCUGUGUAUUGAAACUAACUAAAACACUAAUUUCCCAAUUUACUCUCUAAAAUCAAGAAAAUUUACAAAUUAUUACUACUGAUGGCAAAAAUUUAGUCGCCCAUUAAACCUUUUCCUCAUCGUAAGUAACCACAACAAAUUUAUGUUAAGGCCGUGUUUUAAAUUUAAAAAAAAAUUAACAAAAUGAUUGCAAAAUCAACAAAUCACGUUCUCUUUAGCAGCGAAAUAAAAUUACUGUAGCAUCUUAAAGUCCUCCAAUUAAUUGUAAAUAAGUAUUCUGUAUUGUUUUGCUGACAAACUGAUGACAGCAACAAUAUUUUGAACCACACGGUUGACCACUUACUUAUGUAAACCAAAUUUGUUGUGGAAGAAAUCUCGUGUUAGUGAUAUUAGUGAUGCAUCUUCUCUAAUUGAAAUGCUUUGAUGCCUCUGAAUCCUUGGUGUGCCGUUGCUCUAGGUUGGGGUUGCCAGAACUGAUUCUGUCUGUAUUUCUUCCCAGCAAAAGUCAUAUGCCACCUUGAUUCAGAAAAUUUACCAGCAUAGCUGUGAACAAAGACUGAGCUUCACAUUUUAAAAUAAACUGUAAUUUUCUCAGUCGGUGUGGUAUUGUAAAUGUGUAUAAAUUUUAAGAUGCUGUGAUUUGCUAAUUUAUUUAAAAUAUAAUUUUGGACAUAUGCCAUUGUUAGUUAUACUGUGUUUCAUGGGAAAACAUGAAGAAUAAACAAAGGAUGAAUACACAAACACAUACAAAAACAAACUAAAAUCAGCUGAUGUCAAAUGUGCAUAAACAGCUCAAGAGGAUUCCGUGGAAGGAGUUGGAACAAAAUCACAGUUUAGACAGACCCAGUGGGCUGAUGACGAGACAGUUGUGACAAUGAAACAGUAAAUACAGACAAACAGCACUCGUGGUCAGUACAGUGACAAAUACAUAGAGGAACCCAACGAUGAUUCUAAACAGAUAGCCUGAACAACACGAAAAAACAAAUGAACAAAGUAGGCUUCUUAAGACCCAACAGUUGCAUUGUAGUCAGCCCACUGGGUUCGUCUGUGCUGUCUAUGCUUUUGACAUUUGACACCGGCUGAUUUUGGCUUGUGUUUUUGUGUUUUCAUACUUUGUCCAUUCUUCGGGUUUUCUCGUUUUCUCUGUGAUAUACAGUGUAAAAUUGUGAUGGUGUAUGUUCAAAAUAAUGUUUUAAAUAUCUUCCCCAUUGCAAGAAUCAAAGAAAUUAAUCUGCGAAAUAAAAAAAAAACUGUACUUUUUAUAGCAUUUGUUAAGAAAUUUAUGUUACAACUAAAAUCUUAAUCAGUACAUUUUUACUUAUAUAAGAACACUUCAAUGAAGUUUUUAUGUGUGCUGUUUUGUUAGUACCUAGGUAUGUUAAAAUUCUUUCUUACAUGCAGAGAAUAAAGUACGUAUUAACUAAAUCUAAACUCAUUGUAAAUAAAUGUUUUUAAUUCACAAAACAUAUCCCUUACUGCUUUGUAAACAGAAAAGUAAGUAUAAAACUGAUUACGUGGUGAAAAAUUAGAAUAUUGUUUGUCAAACAUUUACGAUAUAUACUUUUUCUGGGUAUGCAAAUAGUUGGCAGUUGUUCACUUUCAAGAAUUAUGGCAUUUCUUUCAAUCAAAUAUGCAGCCCGUCACUCAAGUCAUCACUGUCUCCGUCCCGGGGUGCAAUGGUACAGUCACGCAGAGUGGAUCCGUCUGCUCAAGUCAUCACUGGCUCCGUCCCGGGGUGCAAUGGUACAGUCGCGCAGAGUGGAU
Molecule: messenger RNA, 4692 nt
Organism: Bacillus rossius redtenbacheri
Lineage: Eukaryota; Metazoa; Arthropoda; Insecta; Phasmatodea; Bacillidae
Gene: nesd
Product: protein nessun dorma
Exons: 9
Coding region: 113-1711 (532 amino acids)
Biological process (GO): male meiosis cytokinesis; spermatogenesis
Source: RefSeq, a predicted model, not a curated record